CAGGAUUCCAUAUAGAAGGCGGGGUUACAGCACAGUAAUAUGUUUAUAUGUCCUGCUGUCUCUUGCAUCAGUACCACUGUACACCCGACUCACUACCUCUUACACCGUUAGCAUUAAUGCCCAGCAACUUCACCACUGCCAUGGAGGAGCCCAUCUCCCCCAAUACAUCCCUCUGGAUCUUCGGAUAUGGCUCAUUGGUCUGGAAACCAGACUUUGAAUUCAGCUCCAGUAAAGUGGGUUUUAUCCCUGGGUACAGCCGCAAGUUCUGGCAGGGAGACUCCUUUCACAGAGGCAGCCCACAAAUGGUGAGCAUCCUAAAAUAUGGCUUGAGUUAAAAUUACAGUUUUGAAUGAAGGAUUUAUCUAUCUAUCUAUCUAUCUAUCUAUCUAUCUAUCUAUCUAUCACGCAGUGUUGGAAUGACCACUUGAUAUUAGAGAGGUUGUUAGGCUAUGUGUUACUUAAGCUAAUAUUUAUCUUAUUUAGUUUUUAAUUGUUUUUUUAUGGUCAUUCUUAAUAUUUGUUUUUAAUGUGCCAAAUAAUAAUUCAAUCAAUAUCGAUAACUUGCAAUAAUGUUUUAAAACAAUUUGGGUUUUAAAAAACACACCCUCAAAAUGGCUUAUUUGCUAAACUGUGAUUUGUAGCUAAUUGAAAUCAGAAUGGUAAAAUUCAGGGUACAAUAUCCAAGCUGUGACUAUAGCUGUAUUGGGGAAUUUUUCCAGAUCGGCUAUUUUAGCCUGUACACUGCCAUUUAGAUUUCCGUUUGCUGCAGUCUGGUGUUUAGUGAAAAAUUUAUUAUUUAGUUAAAAAACACAGAAAUGUUUAACAAAACUGUUACAAUACCAAAAUCUGACUCUGAGGCAGUGCUACAUUCAUUUAUAUUUUAUUAUUUGAUAUAAAUCAGCAUCAGGAUCACUCACUCAUUUUUCUUUCUAUUCACAGCCUGGCCGAGUAGUCACCUUACAAGAAGACUAUGAGGUGAGUUUGAGUCUUUUGAAAACGAUAUAGUUUAUAACUUCAACAUAGAAACACAUCAAGUAUUCAUUUUAAAGUUACCCUCUGAUGUGUGUAUAGGAUAUAACUCAAGCUCUUAGCCAUAAUUCAAUAGUUAAGGUUUAAAUAUAAGAAAAAAAAUGUUUAUUUUAUUAUACAAGGCACAGCUUUUAUCCUUCCAUAGUCUAUAAAUUAAGACUCAUUAGGUUGGGUAAUUAAAAAAUAAAAAAAAGUCUACAGCCCAUGACAUACUUGGAAAUCAGCAAAAGAGCUAAAUAUACCUUUCCUGAUUAAAUAUUUUGUUCUAGUUACUUUUUAUUAUGAUUAGCAAUAUCUCUGGUACAGUGUCUAGGAGUCCACCCUUCUGCAUGCCUUAAUAUAGCAGUGGUUACAUUCAGUAAGGUUAAACUAUAAUAGACUGUUUUUAUUGCUCCAAUUCAUAUUAUAAAAAAUAAUAAUAAGUUGUCCUAUGUGUUUUAUUUGCAGGAAUGCACAUGGGGUGUGGCUUAUGAAGUGCGUGGUGAUCAAAUUGAGUCAACCCUGCAGUACUUGAAUGUGCGAGAGUCCGUUCUUGGUGGCUACAUCACCAAAUUGGUCAAAUUCUACCCUCAAGAUGAAGGAGAAGAAGCAGCAGUGCUGGCAUUGGUAUACAUUGCCACUCCAAAAAACCCAAGCUACCUAGGGCCUGCCUCCGAAGACGACAUUGCAGCUCAAAUAAUAGUAUCUAGUGGGCGAGCUGGACACAACAUUGAGUAUCUGCUUCGCCUGGCAGACUUUAUGCAUAACUACUGUCCAGAUGCAGAAGAUAAACAUCUGUUUUCUAUAGAAGAAGCUUUGGUGGCCAUCCUUCCAUGCUUCUAUAGCAACGAUGACCCACUGGCUGUCCUCUGCUAAAAAAAAAAAAAAAAACUUGUAAAAUUCAGUAGACUGUUCUCUUCGGAAAUCCCAAACCACCAAGUCACAUCUCGAUCACAUGUGAUAACCACAUUAGUCUUCAACCUAGAUGUUGUCCACUCUACUGUCCCAACUGCACUGAACACUGGAAGACUGCUACAGUCUUCCAGUAGAAAAGAUCAAACUACAAAGUUUAUGUCUGUUACUAUUGUAUCAGUAAUGUGAGAAUGGAAGCACCAUAUCCCAAUCCCUGAUCUGUUGGUUGGUCUCGAAAGUCCCAUAAGCAACGAUUCUGUUUACUAGUGUAGACGAAUAUACAAUGCCUCUUGCUGAUUUCUUUUCUGAAAGGGCAAACAGUAUUUUUUUAUUUUUUUCUCUCUGUAUUUUCAAACUUUUUUUCCUUAUUUAUAUGUAUUUCCCAGUUUAGCAGGCCUAUAUCUGGGAGUCAUACAUCAUAAAUCUACCUCUGGGCUUAAGAGCAUUUUUUUUUGUUUUUGUGACAAGUACAUUCUGAAUUUUAACGGUCCUCAUCACUUGCUAAACAAAGCCAAUUUACAGCUCUUAAUAAAUUAUUCCUUCCCAGCCACUGGUUGGCAAUUUGGGCAGUGCUAGUCUUUAAAUGCUACUGCAAGGGCAGAUUUUAAAGAUAAUCAAAAACGUAAAAUUUGAACCUCCAGUGGCAUUUAAGAACUGUGCUACCUAUUACUGCACUACAUUGAAGGCCAUAAUUAAACGUUUUUCGCUAUUUGCUGCACUUCUGUUUUUCCAUGAAGUCCUUUAAUAUGAUUUGCAGCAACAGCCUGUACGUUUCCUAAUUUUGUUGAGAAAAGAUUUGUGGGUAAAGAAGGUUUAGGUGACAAAAUGGUCCGCUGUUGCCUUAAAAGGUCAACAAAAUGCUCUAAAAAGAUUUUAGCAGAUCUGAACUUUUGUGUACAUGACUGAAUGUGACCGAUAAACAAAACUAGCCAUUCUAUGAAGUUUGAGAAGUUGUACAUAUUUGAAUAGAAAUGUUUUAUUGUUUGUACAGUUGCCAUAAAAAUCUAAAUUGUCUGUUCAAAGAUAAUUCAGUAAUGUUUGAAUGAAGUUUUGCUGCUACUGACAGGACUCUCGGCGUAUUAAGAAAUCCUGUCUCAAAUGGUUAAUCUGAAUUAUUUGUCAAAGGGAGAAUGUGCAAUAUAGAGUGGAACAACUGGAUGCAAAUUCAUUUUAUUUUCCAGAAUUAUGCCAAGGACACUGGUCACAGUAUGCAUUUGCAGUAAGAUUUAAAAUAAUUAAUACAAAUUGUAUUAUUAGUUUGGCAAUCACAUUGAAAAAAGUGCCCAUUUUUUUCUUUUUUCUUUUCUAAAAACAAAAUAAAACUUCCUAAGCAGUAUGUGGGCUUCAAUCUAACAUUCCAUUCCUACAUUUCUCUGCUGUGGCAUAUGAUAUGCAAAGAAUGGUCUAAAGGUAGUUCACAAGUUGCUGUAGAACUAAUCACUUAGUGUUGGCAAAGCAUUAUGGGAGAUGUAGUUCUGUGACAGCUGAAGUUCUUCCUUUUGACCAUGACUUUCCCAUGCAUUACAGAGUAUUCCUUAAUACUGUAAAAUACUUCUGCUUCUAAUUCGUCCAUUUUUUUUUCCAAAUGUAUCUGCAGUCUGUAGGUGGGUUGGUACCCUUGGCAUUCAUUGGCUCCAUUUUGGAUUUACUCCGUUGCUCCACUUGAAAGGGGCAUAGCCUGCUCCUUAAUAUGUAUUUUACUGUAUGUCCUGUAUAUUAUAUUCCUUUUUUUUAUACAUAUGUUCAGUAAUAAACUGAUAUCAUAUAA
Pelobates cultripes (western spadefoot toad) is the source of this 3688-nucleotide messenger RNA. The record is from the annotation of a GenBank genome assembly. Lineage: Eukaryota; Metazoa; Chordata; Amphibia; Anura; Pelobatidae.